Messenger RNA from Hypomesus transpacificus, 1374 nucleotides. It is a transcript of the gene hey1, whose product is annotated as hes-related family bHLH transcription factor with YRPW motif 1. Gene Ontology annotation, cellular component: nucleus. Gene Ontology annotation, biological process: regulation of transcription by RNA polymerase II; regulation of neurogenesis; circulatory system development. Gene Ontology annotation, molecular function: protein dimerization activity; DNA-binding transcription factor activity, RNA polymerase II-specific; RNA polymerase II cis-regulatory region sequence-specific DNA binding. The coding region runs from base 98 to 1141 and encodes 347 amino acids. The record is from RefSeq and is a predicted model, not a curated record. NCBI's taxonomy places the organism in Eukaryota, Metazoa, Chordata, Actinopteri, Osmeriformes, Osmeridae. The transcript is spliced from 5 exons.
GCUUCAAACGGACUAGAUCUAGGCAUACCGAGUAGACACAAGUCUGAGAGAAGCGCACAGAAGGACUAUCCCCAAUCAAGAAGAAACAGCGGAUAAAAUGAAAAGGAAUCACGAUUUCAGUUCCUCGGACAGCGAGCUUGAUGAAAAUAUCGAAGUUGAGAAGGAGAGUGGUGACGAAAAUGGGAAUCUCAGUUCGCCUCUUGGGUCGAUGUCUCCACCGACAACAACGCAGGUGCAAGCACGGAAGCGUCGCCGAGGAAUCAUUGAGAAGCGUCGCCGUGACCGGAUUAACAACAGCCUCUCCGAGCUUCGAAGACUGGUUCCCAGCGCAUUUGAAAAGCAGCAGGGUUCAGCUAAACUGGAGAAAGCAGAGAUUCUGCAGAUGACGGUGGAUCAUUUGAAGAUGCUUCACGCUGCUGGAGGCAAAGGUUACUUUGAUGCCCACGCCCUGGCCAUGGACUACCGGGGGCUGGGGUUCAGGGAGUGCUUGGCCGAGACAGCCCGCUACCUGAGUAUCAUUGAGGGACUGGACAGUACCGACCCACUGCGCAUCCGCCUUGUGUCCCACCUCAACAGCUAUGCAACCCAGAGGGAGGCCCACUCCGGUCUAGGUCACUUGGCCUGGGGGUCCGCCUUCGGUUCCCCCCCUGCUCACCUGGCUCACCACCUCAUGCUCCAGCACCAGCACCAGCAGCAGCAAGGGGCCGCGCUAGCCACGAUAGCAUCGUUAGCGUCGCUGCCCCGUAGUGCCACCAAUAGCCCAUCCACCUCGUCCUCCAGCUCCUCCUCCUCCUCCUCCUCCACGCCCUCCUCGUCCUCCCCGUCCUCAUCCACCGAGACUCACGUUCCCAGCAGGCUGGGCGGCGGGACGUCCCAUUCGGAGCACGCCCAGGGGCCGAUCCGCAUCCCCCCCUCGGCCGCCUCAGCCAGCGCGGCAGCCCACUCCCUGGGGAUGAGCCCUUCUUCGGCCGUGUCCAAGCUCUCCCCCCCUCUCCUGUCCUCCCUCUCUGCCUUUCCCUUCCCCUUCAGUGCUUUCCCCCUUCUCGCCCCCUCUUCCUCCACCACCCUCAGCCCCCCCGCCCCUGCCGCCAGCCUAGGAAAACCCUACAGACCCUGGGGCAUGGAAAUAGGUGCCUUCUGAACGUGUAACCCCAACCCCUUCUUCCUGGACUGAACUCAAUCCGGCUGAGCUGGACCUACACAAAACAAGAUUUGACUUUUACAAAAAAAAAGUUACAAAAAAGUUUUGGGUUUUCUAUAAUACUGGCAUCCUGUAAAGGAGAUAGCUAUAGGAUUUGUAUUUCCUCUAGAGAAUUGUGAUUUCUUAUGUUAAAAAAGAGGAAAAAAUGACAGUAAAAAGUGUUUUACAGUGUU